GUUCUGGCACAGGGGACACCAACCCUAACGCAUUUCCAAAGGGGAAUGGAAACGAGUUGAAGGCUUCACACUUGUUGGCAGGGCAAGAUUGAUUGUUCGAGAAUUACGGGCUGAUUCGUGCUUGGAUCGACCCGACUGCGGAGAAUUCGAGGGGUUUAAGGGCCCUCUGUCACCAAUUGCGAUUAUUGCCUACUCGAUGGAGGAUCUUCGGUUAGGUGAAGUUUGUGGAUUGGAAAUCUGAGGAAUGGGUUAGGAGAUUUUUAGAUUGUUUACUCGGACUGAAUUGGUACAGGUGAAAAUCGUUCGAAAUGCCAGGUCUCCAGGCCCGAGCUGGUCUGUUUACAUUUCUCAGAUACGCAGGUCCAGGUUGGCAGACCUUGGGCUCGUUCUCGCAGAGUAUUCACAGAGCGGCUUACAGGGAUAUUCCGGAGGGAGAAGAAGAGUUCUGGAUAGUGGAGGGUGAAAUGCGUCCGAUCAGGGGAAUCCAAGAUAGAAGUCUUUUGAAGGUUAUAGAGAAAGGUAGCCCUCCAAGUGUUAAUGCCAACUUGACUAAGAAACAGGUUGCAGCAGUUCGACUUAAGCGAGUUUUAGCUUCUCGUCUCACUCAAUCAGAGAAAGGGCAAGAGACGUACUGGUCCACGUAUUUCGAAAGGUACCAAGAUAUGAGAAAUCAGGCAGAGAAGCUAUAUUGGGAUGGACCACCAAAAUCCGAGGCUGCAUCUGAGGUCGUUGACAGAAACGAUCCGUUCACCAUACUGGGGCUGAAGAGGAGGGAUAAACCAUAUUCUCCUGUGGAAAUCAGGUCUGCCUAUCGAACGAUGGCUUUGAAGUAUCAUCCCGAUCACAAUCCUGGAAAAGAUGCGGCUGCCAAAUUCGAGCGCGUCUGGAAUGCUUACAAAAUGCUCCAACAUAAGAGGAGUUGGCGCUAAGUUCUUGAGAUUAUUCUGUUCCAUUGUAAGUCCGACAAAAUCCGGUUUUUUCGACGGUAGCCACUCCGGGCGUUCUGCCUGUUUAAUCCUCGUUUGGUUCAGCAGGUAAGAUUCGCAUUCCAGCAGUCGAGCCAAACCGAGGGCAGUUAGAAAUUGUACAUAAACCAUUACAUUGCUCUGUCUAUAAACUCCUUUUGUGCAUCAAAUACUGGCACCCUUGCACGUUCUCGAAAAUUGCAAUACGAAGGCAAUUCCAAAAAAAAUUCAUAUACGAUGAUCAUUAUGAUUAUUUGUAUGAGUCAUUUCACAGUCAGCAGGUAUGU
This is a messenger RNA of Marchantia polymorpha subsp. ruderalis, 1252 nucleotides long. NCBI's taxonomy places the organism in Eukaryota, Viridiplantae, Streptophyta, Marchantiopsida, Marchantiales, Marchantiaceae. The record is from the annotation of a GenBank genome assembly.